CGGGCCCGGACCAUGGCUCUGUACAACCCCGUCCCCCACCGGCAGAACUGCCUCACCGUCAACAGGUCGCUCUUCAUCUUCGCAGAGGACAACUUCAUCAGGAAGACCGCGAGGCGGUUCAUCGAGACACCUUUUGAGUACAUGAUCCUGGCCACCAUCACCGCCAACUGCGUGGUCCUGGCCCUGGAGCAGCACCUCCCCGGAGAGGAUAAGACCCCCAUGGCCAAGAGACUGGAGAAGACGGAGCCGUACUUCAUCGGGACCUUCUGCUUCGAGGCGGGCAUCAAGCUGGUGGCCCUGGGCUUCGUUUUACACAAAGGCUCCUACCUGAGGAACGGCUGGAACGUCAUAGACUUCAUCGUGGUGCUCAGCGGGAUCAUGGCCACUGCCGGCGCCCACAUGAACAUCCCAGUGGACCUCCGGACCCUGAGGGCGGUGCGAGUGCUGAGGCCUCUCAAACUCGUCUCCGGAAUCCCCAGUCUGCAGAUUGUGCUGAAGUCCAUCAUGAAGGCCAUGAUCCCGCUGCUCCAGAUCGGCCUCCUCUUGUUCUUCGCCAUCCUCAUGUUCGCCAUCAUCGGUCUGGAGUUCUACAGCGGGAAGCUUCACCAGACCUGCCUGCCGUCCGACGUCAUCCUCGACAACGAGACCGUGGACUCGUCCGAGUUGGCGUUCGCCUGCGGCGUGAGGAAGUGCCCGGAGAGCUACGACUGCAACGACACGUGGAUCGGACCCAACGACGGCAUCACGCAGUUCGACAACAUCCUGUUCGCCGUGCUCACCGUGUUCCAGUGCAUCACCAUGGAGGGCUGGACGGCCGUGCUCUACAACACCAACGACGCCUUGGGAAUGACGUGGAACUGGAUGUACUUCAUCCCGCUCAUCAUCAUCGGCUCGUUCUUCGUGCUGAACCUGGUGUUGGGAGUCCUGUCGGGAGAAUUUGCCAAAGAGAGGGAGCGGGUGGAGAACAGGCGGGCCUUCAUGAAGCUCCGCCGGCAGCAGCAGGUGGAGAGAGACCUGAACGGCUACCGGGCCUGGAUAGACAGGGCAGAGGAGGUAAUGCUGGCGGAGGAGAAUAAAAGUUCUGGGAGAUCCCCGUUAGAUGUGCUGAAGAGAGCGAGCAAGAAGAAGACCGGCGCCCGCCGAGGAGCGCCGGGGGACGAGAAGUACACGGACACGUCCACCGCCAACAUGUCGCGGUCGAGGAUGAACUUCCGCAGCGGCCGGCGAGGCCCCGCCGCCUACAUGCGUCGGAAGGAGCGCAUGCUGCGCAUCUCCAUCCGCCGCAUGGUGAAGACAGACACCUUCUACCUGAUGGUGCUCAGCCUGGUGGCCCUCAACACCAUCUGCGUGGCCAUCGUCCACCACAACCAGCCCGACUGGCUGACCGUCUUCCUCUACUAUGCAGAGUUUGUUUUCCUGGGGCUGUUUUUGGCUGAGAUGUUUUUGAAAAUGUACGGUCUGGGCUUCCGGCUCUACUUCCACUCAUCUUUCAACUGCUUCGACUGCGGGGUCAUCGUCGGCAGCAUCAUCGAGGUGGUUUGGAGCUUCUUCAGGCCCGGCAUGUCCUUUGGGAUCAGCGUCCUGAGGGCCCUGAGACUUUUGAGGAUUUUCAAAAUCACUAAAUACUGGGCCUCUCUCAGGAACCUGGUUGUGUCCCUCAUGAGCUCCAUGAAGUCCAUCAUCAGCCUGCUGUUUCUCCUCUUCCUCUUCAUCGUGGUGUUCGCUCUGCUGGGCAUGCAGCUGUUUGGAGGAAGGUUUAUCUUUGAAGAUUACACUCCCACCAACUUUGACACGUUUCCAGCUGCCGUCAUGACCGUGUUCCAGAUUCUGACUGGGGAGGACUGGAACGAGGUGAUGUACGACGGGAUCCGCUCGCAGGGCGGCGUGCAGUACGGCAUGUGGUCGUCCAUCUACUUCAUCGUGCUCACCUUGUUCGGAAACUACACCCUGCUGAACGUCUUUCUGGCCAUCGCUGUGGACAACCUGGCCAACGCACAGGAGCUGACGAAGGACGAAGAGGAGGAGGAGGAGUUCUUCAACCAGAGAUAUGCCAGAGGCAGAGACGGCCUGAUAUCUGACGGGAGGAGGAGGCCCUACCUGUACAGGAAACGAGCCAUCCACCGAGGCCGGCCCAACUUCCCGGAGGAGCCCGAUGACAAGAUGGCGGCCGCGGACGAACCGCCGCCCAAGGGCCCCAACGCCUUCGUCAGCCGGCGCGAGAGGAGGAGGAAGGUGCACAUGUCGGUGUGGGAGCAGAGAGCCAACCAGCUGCGCAAACGCCGGCAGAUGGCCAGCAGAGAGGAGCUGAUCGCCAGCCCUCCGGAGGACGGCGCCGAAACUCCCGCCCUCGGCCCGGAGGGCGGCCCGGCUCACCCGCCGGAGUCCUCCGCGGCCGGGGGGGCCCCCCUCUCCGAGGCCUCGACUUCGGUCGCCGUCCCCAUCCCCGAGGGGACCGAGCCUCUGGUGAACCUGAGCGAGGAGAAACCGGGAGGAGGAGCCAACCACCGGGCCCUGUGCAGGGGCCGCCACAGGAUGGCCCGCAAGUUCAGACCGGGUCAGGGGCCGGACGACGGAGGGGCCCGACACAGGCGGCACCGGCACCGCGACGCCCGCGCCGAAGCCAAGAGUCUGGACUACGCGGAGUCGCCGCACGAGGCGCCGCUCGUCAGGCGGUCGCACAGCCAGGAGAGGGAGGAGGAGGAGAGGGAGGAGAAGGACCACAAAGAGGAGGAGAAGAAGAAAGAGGAGGCGGAAGGAGGAGCAGCGCCAGAGGACGGCGGAGCGGGCAUCGUCAACCCGUAUGCAGAAGUAGGGGACGACUGUCAAAGAGACAUCCCCGACCCUCCUCAGUGUGAGCAGCUGCUGGGGGACGACCACGACGUCCCGGCGGAGGAAGGGGAGUUCACCGCGAGGGCCGCGGAGCCUCCGAGCCGCUCCGUCUCCGUCCGACGAGACGCGUCCAACGCGGCGGGAAGCGUGUCCAUCGAGAUGUCCGCGCAGCCGCUGCUGGAGCUCAUGCUCGUGACAGUGAACAGUCGAGAGAUGGAGGCAUACAGCUCCGAACAGACAGACAAAGAGAACGAGAUGGAGGAUUACGACAAUGAGGAGGAGGAGGAGGAGGAGGAGGAACCUCCAAUUCCUCCCAAACUCGCCGCUCCGGAUAGCAUGUUCAUCUUUAAAGCCUCCAACCCCAUCAGGAGGGUCUGCCACUACGUGGUCACGAUGCGCUACUUUGAGAUGACCAUCCUCCUCGUGAUCGUGGCGAGCAGCAUCGCUCUGGCUGCCGAGGACCCCGUGUGCACCAAUUCAGACAGAAACAAGGUGCUUCGUUAUUUUGAUUACGUCUUCACCGGAGUGUUCACCUUUGAGAUGAUCAUCAAGAUGAUCGACCAGGGUCUCAUUCUGCACGACGGCUCUUAUUUCCGAGACAUGUGGAACAUCCUCGACUUCAUCGUGGUGGUGGGAGCUCUGAUUGCCUUCGCCCUGACAAACAACAAAGGCAGAGACAUCAAGACCAUAAAGUCCCUCAGGGUUUUGAGGGUUCUUCGGCCUCUUAAAACCAUCAAGAGGCUUCCUAAACUCAAGGCGGUUUUCGACUGCGUGGUCACGUCCCUGAAGAAUGUCCUCAACAUCCUCAUCGUGUACCAGCUCUUCAUGUUCAUAUUCGCUGUCAUCGCCGUGCAGCUCUUCAAGGGGAAGUUCUUCUACUGCAACGACGGCUCCAUGAAUACGCAGAAGGAAUGCCAAGGCUACUACAUCGACUACGGCCGCGACAAGAAGGAGCUGAAGAGGAGGGAGUGGAAGAGACACGAGUUUCACUACGACAACGUCUGCUGGGCCCUCCUCACGCUGUUCACCGUCUCCACCGGAGAGGGCUGGCCUCAGGUCCUGCAGCACUCCACCGACGUGACGGAGGAGAGCAUGGGGCCGAGUCGGGGCAACAGCAUGGAGAUGUCCGUCUUCUACGUGGUCUACUUUGUGGUCUUUCCGUUCUUCUUCGUCAACAUCUUCGUGGCUCUCAUCAUCAUCACGUUCCAGGAGCAGGGGGACAAGAUGAUCCAGGAGUGCAGUCUGGAGAAGAACGAGAGGGCUUGCAUCGACUUCACCAUCAGCGCCAAGCCGAUGACCCGGUACAUGCCCCAGAACCGGCAGACCUUCCAGUACCGACUGUGGCACUUCGUGGCGUCGCCCUCCUUCGAGUACACGGUGCUCGUCAUGAUCGCGCUCAACACCGUGGUGCUCAUGAUGAAGUACCACUCGGCCCCGGCCGCCUACGACAUGGUCCUGAAACACCUCAACUCGACCUUCACCGUCCUCUUCUCCAUAGAGUGCAUCCUCAAGAUCCUGGCAUUUGGUGUGGUGAACUACUUUCGAGACACUUGGAACAUCUUUGAUUUCAUCACCGUCCUUGGCAGCAUCAGCGAGAUAAUUGUGGAUUUACAGUCCGUGAACACCAUCAACAUGAGUUUCUUGAAGCUCUUCCGAGCUGCCAGGCUCAUCAAGCUGCUGAGGCAGGGCUACACCAUCCGGAUCCUGCUCUGGACCUUCGUCCAAUCGUUCAAGGCUCUUCCGUACGUCUGUCUCCUCAUCGCCAUGCUUUUCUUCAUAUACGCCAUCAUUGGAAUGCAGGUGUUUGGAAACAUCAAGCUGAACGACGAGAGUCACAUCAACCAGCACAACAACUUCAAUACCUUCUUCAGCGCGCUCAUGCUCCUCUUCAGGAGCGCCACCGGGGAGUCGUGGCAGGAGAUCAUGCUCUCCUGCCUGUCGGGUCGGGAGUGUGAGCCGGACACCUCCAUCUCGCCCCUCACCACGUCUCCGGACCACGAGGGAGGCUGCGGGACGGACUUCGCGUACUGCUACUUCGUCUCCUUCAUCUUCUUCAGCUCCUUCCUGAUGCUAAAUCUGUUCGUGGCCGUGAUCAUGGACAACUUUGAGUACCUGACGCGAGACUCCUCCAUCCUGGGACCCCAUCACCUGGACGAGUUCGUUCGCAUCUGGGGGGAGUUUGAUCGCCUGGCGUGCGGACGUAUCCACUACACCGCCAUGUAUGAGAUGUUGACGCACAUGUCGCCGCCCCUGGGCCUGGGCAAGAAAUGUCCCGCGAAGAUCGCCUACAAGAGGUUGGUGUUGAUGAACAUGCCCGUGGAUGAAGACAUGUCCGUCCACUUCACCUCCACCCUGAUGUCGCUCAUCCGCACGGCGUUGGACAUCAAAAUAGCCAGAGGCGGCGAGGACCGCAUCGCUCUGGACAGUGAGCUCCAGAGAGAGAUCAGUAUCGUUUGGCCUUAUCUGCCCCAGAAGAACUUGGACCUCCUGGUACCGAUCAACAAAGACACGGACAUGACGGUGGGGAAGAUCUACGCCUCCAUGAUGAUAAUGGACUACUUCAAACUCAACAAGGCCAAGAAACUACGGCAACAACUUGAAGCUCAGAAGAGUAGCUUGAUUUUCCAGCGUCUGGAUGCCUCCGCGCUGCCGGAGGACAUCCUGUCCGACACCACCGCGCCGCCGAUGCCGGCCCACAGCGCCGUCUCGGCCCUGACCAGAGGAGGCUUCGUGGCUCUCAACCCCAUCUCACCUCAGGACCUGUUUCUGCCCAUCAGCUCCGACGCCGACGCCGACGCCGCCGAGCAGCAGAAUCCGCGCUCGGGCUCCGUGAAGCGCUCGGCCUCCAGCGCGGCAGGUCAGCGGGUGAACGGUCUGUGGAAGGAGGAGGAUGAGGAGGAGGAGGAGGAGGAAGAGGAAGAGAAAAGUCCGGAGAGAGUUUAUCGACCUCGUCACAAAAGCUACAAGGCCGCCGUGUCCCGCUCGGAGCACUGGAAGCAGGGCGACAGGGAGCGCGGCCGAUCCAAGGAGCGCUGCCACCUCCUUUCUCCGGACGCCUCUCGCUGCAACUCAGAAGAAAGAAGUUUGCAGCCCUCUCGAUCUUCGAGCGCCGAGAGAGCGCGCGCCCAAGAUAAGCAGGGCAACAGCUCCGACAGCCCGGUGCCCUCCACCUCCGAGUCCAGCACCCCGAGCGCCCGACGACCCGGAUCGCAGACCCGCUCUCGCCCUCACAUCUCCUACUCCCCGCUGCACCCCUCCGUCGGCGGCGACGACGACGACAAACAGGGCGGCGGCGGCGCGAAGACCGCGAGGCGGGGGGGCAAGCCCAACAGGAAGAGCCAGGAGGGGGCGGCGGCGGCGGCGGGCGCGAGGCGGCGCGACGCAGACCGAGAGCCGUCCCCGCCCCGACGCUACCCCUCCGAGCCGUUCCUGGCCCCGCAAGAGGGCGAACACAGCCCGGACCCCUCCGGCCCCGUGGAGACGUUGACCUUCGAGGCGGCGAUGGCGUGCAGCCUGGGGCGCUCGAACACCGUCAGCUCGGGACACCCGCGCCUGCGGAGCGGCUGGCAGGUCCCCAACGGACACGUUCGUAAGCGGCUGGCGCAGACCACCUCGGUCACGGGCUGCGACGCUCUCAGUGACACGGAGGAGGACGACCGUUGCUAGGCGACAGGACGCACGGGCGUGAAGGGGGAGGAGUCCCAGAAGGUCGACGUGACUCUUUUUGCAUCGGGGGCUUCGAGACCACGAGCCCUCCGGAUGUUUGAUAAGAUGUGAACCCAAAAGAAAAGAACAAUACUUCCUGAAACUGUAGUUGCCAAUUCACACGGAACACUGACAAUAAAUAAGGUCUAUUUCCUGAUACGCACUUGACGACGGAGAGUAAUAACACACCUCAGAUAGUUGUAGGUAUUUUCAUUCCUGAAGAUGUUUCUAAUGAUUCAUUGUUGCUCUUAACAGUAUUUAUCUGUGGGGUGUGUGAAUAUGUAACUACAUUUUCUUAUAAAUUAAUGUUUUGUAAAUACGAUGUACAUCACACCAUUUAUGUUUCCAUAACAUGACAUUAGACCAGAUCAAUAUAAAAAGCCAUGACGAAGAGGCAAUCUGAUAGUUUACCAGACAGUACUAAUACUGGAUACUAAAGUAAAACUUAAAAAUGCUGGAUUUUCUUUUUUUACAGUAUGAAUGAACGUGCAGGUAAAAUACAGCCUGAUUUCACUCACUUUUUUUGUAUUGAACAUAAGUUGAGAGACAUGAACACAGUUAUAGAAUAACAUAAGAUGCUUAUUUGUUAAUCCUGCGACCGACGAGAUUCAAACCUUUAAAAUGAUCCUUUAAAAUAGUCAUGUUACUAUUAUCUUUUCCAGUCUACACCCUUUAAAUGAGAACGUUCCCGACAAUCAUAUGAAGCAUUUUAAUUACUGGGCGUGUAAUUUUACUGUGAACUGAGACAAAAUCUCUCAUCGUUUUCCACCUUUUUCUUCCCUGUGAAUAUUAUGUGAACCAUUGCAGACGAUGACUGUAGAAACACUGUAGACACCCCAUGACACGUGUUUCACACAUUUACAUUACUCUAACUAACUUACUAAUAAUGUACACAGGAAUUAUGCUGUUUGUAAUAUUUAGAGAAAAAAUUUAAAUACACAGUAUCAGAAAUUUUCAUUUUAAGGCUUGUGUUUUGGGUUUUUUUUUGCCUGAAGGACAAUUCUGUGAAACUCACUUAACCAAAAACAUGGAGAUGUGUACCAUAAGUACCUGGAAUGCAAAUACUGUGUGGGUUUUUAUGUGUACUAUAGCUGUAUAUACAAAUAAAGGUGUACACAAGCUG
This is a messenger RNA of Pseudoliparis swirei, 7657 nucleotides long. Its product is annotated as voltage-dependent R-type calcium channel subunit alpha-1E-like. The coding region runs from base 13 to 6495 and encodes 2160 amino acids. Gene Ontology annotation, molecular function: high voltage-gated calcium channel activity. The record is from RefSeq and is a predicted model, not a curated record. Lineage: Eukaryota; Metazoa; Chordata; Actinopteri; Perciformes; Liparidae. Gene Ontology annotation, cellular component: voltage-gated calcium channel complex; neuronal cell body; membrane. Gene Ontology annotation, biological process: calcium ion import across plasma membrane; chemical synaptic transmission. The transcript is spliced from 45 exons.